UAAGAGUUGAAGAGGCCCAACCUCCUCAAUCUGAAGCCAGCAAGACUUCCAGCGCUAACUGUGAGCCGAGACUCUUAUUCUGAAGCGACCACAGGGGCUUCAUUUCCUGACAGUUAUUUACUUAAAGCAAAUGAUUAGUUUUUUUGGAAGGAUGGACUGCAACAUUGAAUCAAUUACAAGACGCUGUUCUGUGCGCCCAUUAACAACCAGAGUCCGACUCCAACGUUAAAGCUCUAUGUUGCCCCCCGUUUUAAGAGGAGUUUGUGGAUUUACCACUUUAUGCAAGUAAUUUUCCACAAGCAUGGGCAUGUUCUGGAAGAUAUUGCUGAUCGUAGAUUGCUUCUUCCUGGGAGCCUUCAAAGGGCCCCAGCUGGCUCAGUGCCAAAAGUUACCAGAUGUUUACCCCAACAAAGUUGAAAUAAAUGUUACUGUCCAUUCAACAUUCAGCCUGAAAUGCUCGGGGGAGAAUGAAGUGGUUUGGGAGUUGCCUUUUAAAGAGGAUACACAGAAUGUCAGUAAAAAAAAUGAAUACAACAAUAGCGGGAGCUUUGUACAAACGCUUGAGAUCCACAAAGCAACAGGAAUCCACACUGGGAUGUAUAUCUGCUACUACCCAGCACUUCAUUUCGAUGACAAUGAUGAGAUUGAAGGUCGGGAUAUCUACGUUUUCGUUCCAGAUCCUGAUCAUCCUUUUGUCCCACAAAUGAAUUUUGAAAAUAUAGUAAUAGUAGCAGAAGGUGAAGUGGCUGUGAUUCCAUGUCGAGUGUCUAAUCCAAAGUUGCACGUCACCUUGAGUAAUCUUGAUACUAAGAACAUGAUCUCUGCUACCUAUGAUAAUAAAGAAGGAUUCAGAGGCAUCUUCAAGGAGGGGACAUACGUCUGCGUCACAACAAUCGAUGGUGUGGAGCACAGAUCAGAGAAGUACAUUGUUAAUACGUUUAAAGUGGCAAAGGAUCUGAAAGUUGAAAUAGAAGCUACUAAAAAAGUAGUUAAAGUGGGAGAGAGCAUCCAUGUGACUUGUGUAGUAGUAGAUAAUGAAGUGGUGACUAUCAACUGGAAUUACCCAGGAAAAAAUAAGGGAAAGGAAGAUCUCAAGGAAGUAAAACAACCAUUCAUAAAGAUAAUGAAGACCCUUGAAAUUGAGGAAGCCACACUGGAAGAUGCUGGAAUCUAUGAAUGUUCCGUGUCACAUGCAACUCAAGAAACCUACAGAAAAAAGCACGUUCACAUCCAAGUUUGUGAGAAGGGAUUUAUACAUUUGGAUCCCAGUUUUGGAACAGAAGAGUUUGCAGACCUACAUGAAGUCAAGCAGUUUGUGGUCAACAUUGAGGCCUACCCAGCACCCACUGUUCGAUGGCUGAAGAACAAUGUUACUCUGCAUGAGGAUAACAAUGAAGUGAUGAUCAACACAGUAAAAACCCAGGAAAUCAGGUACCAAAGUAAUCUGACCCUGAUUCGUGCAAAGAAACAAGACAGUGGAGCCUACAGCAUUAUCGUUGAAAAUGAAGAUAAUUGUACCAUUUAUACCUUCUUCUUGCAGGUGAAAGUGCCAGCAAAGAUCAUCAAUCUUGUUGACCUGCACCAUGGCUCUGCGAAUGGCCAGAUUGUUUCGUGUUCUGCAGAUGGGACACCCAGCCCAGAGGUUGAAUGGCUAAUUUGUACAGAUCUAAAAAAGUGUGCAAAUGACUCAAUGCUGUGGAACGUCCUCCACAGCAAUUCAAGUGAUAUAAGUAUUGAGACCCAUCAGACGAAGAAAAAUACUGUGGAGAGUAAACUGACCUUUCAGAAAGUGGAUAAUACAAUGGCUGUGAAAUGUAUUGCAAAGAAUGAGCUUGCAGCUGUUGCACGUGAAGUCAAACUUGUGGCUCACAAUUUACACUCUGAAUUGACUGUGGCUGCAGCAGUUUUGGUGCUGUUGGUUAUCGUGAUCAUUUCCCUGAUAGUGCUUGUCGUAGUUUGGAAGCAGAAACCAAGGUAUGAGAUACGUUGGAGAGUCAUUGAAUCCAUAAGUCCGGAUGGCCAUGAAUAUAUUUAUGUUGACCCCAUGCAACUUCCCUAUGAUACUAGAUGGGAGUUUCCUAGAGAUGGACUUGUCCUUGGGCGCAUUCUUGGUUCUGGGGCAUUCGGAAAGGUAGUUGAAGGAACUGCGUACGGUUUAAGUCGCUCACAGCCUGUCAUGAAAGUUGCAGUGAAAAUGCUGAAGCCGACAGCUCGUUCCAGUGAGAAGCAGGCCUUGAUGUCAGAGCUGAAGAUAAUGACCCAUCUAGGUCCACAUUUAAACAUUGUUAAUCUUCUAGGGGCUUGUACAAAAGCAGGUCCCAUUUACAUCAUUACUGAAUACUGUUUCUACGGUGACCUGGUCAACUACCUGCAUAAAAACAGGGACAGUUUUAUAAAUCGAUAUUCUGAAAAAGGAAAGAAAGAAGUGGAUAUUUUUGGUAUAAACCCGGCUGAUGAAAGCACACGAAGUUACGUGAUCUUAUCUUUUGAGAGCAAUGGGGACUACAUGGAUAUGAAACAAGCAGAAAGUACCCAGUAUGUGCCAAUGUUGGAAAGGAAAUCCAGCUUCAAAUACACUGACAUCCAGCAGCACAUUAGAUCACCACCGUCACAGAAAAAGAAGUCCUUGACAGAAACAACAGAAUCUUGGAAUCCUCUUUUAGAUGACAGUUCAGAGGGACUUUCUUUCAUGGAUCUAAUCAGCUUCACCUUUCAAGUUGCACAAGGAAUGGAGUUUUCUGGCUUCUAAAAUUGUGUGCAUCGUGAUUUGGCAGCACGUAAUGUCCUCCUGGCCCAAGGAAAAAUUGUCAAGAUCUGUGACUUUGGCCUGGCACGAGACAUCAUGCAUGACUCCAACUAUGUUUCUAAAGGCAACACAUUCCUACCAGUGAAGUGGAUGGCUCCUGAGAGCAUAUUUGACAACUUGUACACUACACUAAGUGAUGUCUGGUCCUACGGCAUUCUUCUGUGGGAAAUAUUCUCCUUGGGUGGUACACCAUAUCCAGGAAUGAUGGUCGACUCCAACUUACAAUAAAUAAAGAGUGGUUACAGAAUGACUAAACCAGAACAUGCUUCUUCAGAUGUCUAUGACCUGAUGGUGAAAUGCUGGAACAGUGAGCCUGAAAAAAGGCCUUCCUUUACACGCCUGGCUGAAAUUAUUGGUGGCUUGUUACCAGAGGCCUACAAGAAGAGCUACAAACAGAUGAACGAUGACUUUCUGAAGAGUGACCAUCCAGCCGUUGCUCGCAUGCGGGCAGAAUCCACUGACCCUUACAUUGGAGGUAACUACAGCAAUGAAGAUAAAAAAAAAGACCGGGAGAGUGGAUUUGAUGAACAAAGGCUAAGUGCUGACAGUGGCUACAUCAUCCCACUACCUGAUAUUGACCCAGUCACAGACAGUGACCCUAGUUCUUCAAGGAACCGCCACAGUUCCCAGACAUCUGAAGAAAGUGCGAUAGAGACCGGUUCCAGCAGCUCAGCCUUUAUAAAGCGAGAGGAUGAAACCAUAGAAGAUAUAGAAAUGAUGGAUGAUGUAGCCAUUGAUCCUUCAGAUUUAGUGGAAGACAGCUUUCUGUAACCAGCUUUAUUGUGAGAAAAUAAACUUGCCCUAUUGCAGUCAUGACCUUCUCUAUAACCACUUACUGAGGCAUGCCCAAGGAGAGAAGUUUGAGGAGGGAACUUGAUGGUACAUCUUAAAACGGGACCAAUUUGGAGAGAUAUCCUGGGACAACAAUAUGAUUCGUAUUGUAGUACAUAUCAUAUGUCUAUUUCAGUGCAUUAUUUUUCUAUUAUGGUACACUCUGUAGUGUCUAUUUCAGGGUGUGUACACACUGCCAUUCCUCUGGACUAAACAUAAGGCUAUACAAAGUUAUUUGUGUGUUUCAAAGAUUUUGCUUCAUGGUAGAUGGUUCCUAUAUCUGGAUAUUUGACCACAUUUAUCAGACUGCUUCAUAUGCACAUAAUGAUAACCAUUACUAAGAAUGUAUGCUGUGUACUUAAUGUUGUAUCAUAUCUGCAGCGAUAGAUUGACAAUGACUUUAUCAUUCUCCAGGUGGGUUACAAUAACUUGUUUGCCAUUGUUUUCAGAUGCCAGUGUACACCUUAACUUAGCAGGCAUUCUUUUUAGUGCUUACUUCCUAUUAGAAAGGACUUUUUUCUGCAAAGCACAAUUUUUGGGAGUAACUACAUGUAAAGAAUGCACUGCAUCUUUGCAAGAUCCUACACUUGAAUAUUUCAAAUGUUCGUGUAAACUCAUGAAAACAUUACAAGCGUGAACUACAACCUACAUUGAAAAGCUAAGAGCUUGGAACCCACAGUUAUAACUGGGCUUGAGCCAAUGUCUGAACUGACUUGUUUUUAAAUGCAGCCAAUAGAAAGUCAAAGGAUUUGCUGAACUUGGAAAACUGGUGCAUUGGAACCAGCUGUAAAUGACCUGGUAGAGUUGUGGCGAAGGCAUGCUAAGAGCUAUGAAGAGGAGUUACUGAAGAAAAUUCUCUUUAAAGUGAGCUAAAAGGAAAAGCAAACUGCUUCUUUUGAGCCAGGAACUGAAGGAUGAAUCUGGUCAUGGAGAGCUUGGUUAAAUAGUAAACAAAUAAUACCAAUGCUUUAUGGGCCAAAUACCACAACUACUUCUGCAAUUUUAAGGAGGAUGUCACAAAGCACAGAGUUCCAUUAUGUAAAUAUUGUAAAUUCAGUCUUACUAAUGUAUUGAAAGUCAAUUCAUUUUGAGGCAUCGUAACUCAUUGAUUGAAGUGGUGAUGUGAUAUCAAACUGAGCUUGGCUGCCACCAAUAAGGAAAAAACCCUUUAAAUUUUCUGGGAUCUCAAGCUGGAGGAAUGAAAUAUACUACAAAACUGAAAUCUGUACAGUAUUAUUAAGGAUUGACUUUGUACUGAACUAAUCAUGUAGUGACAGAAUUACUAUUGAAUGGUUUUCUUGUGCUAAAGACCAGUAGAAUGGAUAAUUUAAUGGCAGUAGCUAGUUUAAGAAUUGCUGAUUGAAUUUGGUAACUAGUCAAUAUGUUAUUUGCUGACAUUUACAAACAACAGAUACCAGAUACAACUGAGUCAUUGAUUAUUUUUACGAAUCAUAAGCAAAGGCCUUUUUAAAUCAUCCACAAUCUGGAUUAAGUUUUCUGAUUUUCUCUCCACAUCAUAUAUGUAUACAUAUUUAUCAUAAAACCUUCCAGGGAUAGUCAUUAGUUAAAAAAAAACUUUUGAAAAAAAUCUUUGUCAACUCAAACCAACAGCUACAUUAACUUAGCUACUUCCUAAGCUGUCAAUGAAAAAUUUAAGCAAAUGGUUAAAAUGAAAACAGAAAAUGCUGGAAAUACUCAUCAGGUCAGGCUGCAUCUGUGGGAAGAGAAAUAAAGUUAAUAUUUCAGGUGGAAGACUCUUCAUCAGACCUGGGAAGGAGAGAAAUGAAGCUUGUUAAGCAGCAGGGAGAGUGGGGAGAGGGUAUAUCUCUGAUAAGGUAAAAUCAGGACGACCAAGGGGAUAAGUUGUAAACAUGGAUAUCUGGUCAAAUAAGUGAGAACAGACAAAAGAACCUAGGCAAAAGAACGUAGGAGUUACGAAAUGCAGAUCAGGAAGACCUGGCAGGUCAGAUUGGGAAUGUCCUCUACUCCCAGAGGAAAAAAAAGAAAA
Pristis pectinata (smalltooth sawfish) is the source of this 5645-nucleotide messenger RNA. RefSeq names its product platelet-derived growth factor receptor, alpha polypeptide (gene pdgfra). Gene Ontology annotation, cellular component: signaling receptor complex. Lineage: Eukaryota; Metazoa; Chordata; Chondrichthyes; Rhinopristiformes; Pristidae. Gene Ontology annotation, molecular function: platelet-derived growth factor binding; ATP binding; platelet-derived growth factor alpha-receptor activity. Gene Ontology annotation, biological process: protein phosphorylation; positive regulation of kinase activity; multicellular organism development. The record is from RefSeq and is a predicted model, not a curated record.